Molecule: messenger RNA, 540 nt
Organism: Protopolystoma xenopodis
Lineage: Eukaryota; Metazoa; Platyhelminthes; Monogenea; Polystomatidea; Polystomatidae
Source: the annotation of a GenBank genome assembly
AUGAGGGACACGGAGGCGAGAGCGACGCUAAAGCUGAAAUCAAAUUUGCUGAAUGCUGUGGAAGGUCGAGGCGAAGCUCACCAGACGUCGGGCUCUGACGAGACAGUUCUCGUCGGAUUGGCACAGUCGAACACGACAGCUGAACCAAAUUACAAUCAUCUCGGCUUUCGAGUCAUCCCUUCCAGUCGUCAACAAGCCGCCCGCGUUGGUCAAACUGAACUGGCCCGAUCGCAAACACCUCCGCGGAUUGGUCGAAUUGUUGGGCCCCAAGUGGGAGUGCGACUUCAACCAUACAGCUUCAUAGACGGAAUUCGGCGGCGUCGAGCUCGAGUCGACCAGGACACUAAAGCCCGGCAGCCUCAGACCCGAAUCAGGAGGGUUACUUGGCAGCAGUUUCACAACCCACUCGACCUGUCGCCGUGUUUUACCAAGCCGGUUUACGCCAGCUCAGCAGACCUUGCCUCUGGCUCUCACAACACCCCACGGACUCACCAACAAAGAGAUCUGGCCGAGAGUAUGAUUGCUGUCUGUGCUGUAUGA